Molecule: messenger RNA, 1614 nt
Organism: Trypanosoma brucei brucei TREU927
Lineage: Eukaryota; Euglenozoa; Kinetoplastea; Trypanosomatida; Trypanosomatidae
Gene: Tb927.7.290
Product: leucine-rich repeat protein (LRRP), putative
Exons: 1
Coding region: 1-1614 (537 amino acids)
Biological process (GO): SCF-dependent proteasomal ubiquitin-dependent protein catabolic process
Cellular component (GO): SCF ubiquitin ligase complex
Source: RefSeq, a predicted model, not a curated record
AUGCCAAAUGCUAUUGGCCUGCAUUGCAUGAGUCGAAUGCGUGAACUGCAUCUAAGUGGUUCCUGCGUCACAGACAGGCAUUUAUGUAAUGUUGGUGUUGGAAAAUGCCUUGUGAGAUUAUCAAUCGAGUCAUGCACAAAUUUGACAGAUGUGUCCCUUCUUACGGCUGUUGAAACGCUGGAGGAAGUCAGGCUUGACGGCUGCAAGAAUGUAGUGAAGGGUAUUAAUGAAUUUGGCCGCAUGCCGUACCUUCGUGUGUUAAUUUUGAAAGAAACGAGUGUUACAGAUCGAUGUCUGCGUGGGUUCGCCAGUAGCCGCAGCCUUGUGAAGCUCUUCAUUGAGUCCUGCUCGCAGCCAACAGAUGUGUCCCCCAUUUCUGCUGUUGAAACGCUGGAGGAAGUCAGGCUUGACGGCUGCAAGAAUGUAGUGAAGGGCAUUAAUGAAUUUGGCCGCAUGCCGUACCUUCGUGUGCUCAUCUUAAGAGAGGUUGGCGUUACAGAUCGAUGUCUCCGUGGGCUCAGUUGCUGCCGCAGCCUUGUCGAACUUGCCCUCGAAUACUGUUUACAACUAACAGACGUGUCACCUAUUUCGAUGCUUGAGACUCUGCAGAAAGUUCGUUUUGAUGGAUGUAAGAAUGUGGUAAAGGGUUUCGGAGAACUUGGCAGGGUCCCUUACCUUCAAACGCUUUCCUUGAAUGAAACGAAUGUGGAUGAUAGAGCCCUUUUCACACUUCGGGCCACUGGCAGUUUGGUCGAGCUCUCACUUGAAUCGUGCCCGCAACUCACUGAUGUGACACACCUUUCCAUGAUUGACACGCUGCAAAAGAUCGUUCUUGAGGGGUGCGCAAAUGUGGCGAAAGGUGUAGGGCUCUUGGGUAGGCUUCCUGCGCUCCGUGAACUUUAUGCUGGUGCAACUUCUAUUGCGGAUACGUCCAUUUCUGCGCUCUCCCGCAGCGGAACACUUACAAAGAUUGAUGUUAAGUUCUGUCAGGGGCUUACGGACGUCUCGCCGCUUGUAGAUAUGAAACUUCUUGAGGAAAUCAAUCUUGAGGGGUGCAAAAAUGUCGAACACGGCCUACCAUGUUUGGAAAAGCUGAAUUUGUUACGUGUACUCCACUUGACGGAAACACAAAUGACUGAUGACUACUUACGCGGCCUUUGCGCCAGUUGCAGCAUUGUCGUGCUCGACGUCAGUUUGUGUGACCAAUUAGUGGACAUGUCUCCCCUUGCAAGUAUUGAAACGCUUGAAGUUUUAAGGGCCAACAAUUGCAAAAGUGUGGUGCGAGGUGUCGGUGCACUCGGUGGGCUUCGGGCACUACGUGAGUUGGGCUUAAAAGCAACUAUGAUCAAAAAUAAGUCUCUCUGUGGUCUCGGGCAAAGUCGUACUCUUGUCCAGAUUGAUCUAGAGGCAUGCGAGCGCUUGACAGAUGUCACUCCGCUAUCGCAAAUAAGAACGUUGGAGGUUGUCAAUCUUAAUGGGUGUAAAAACGUAGUUAGUGGUUUGAAAUCAAUGGCAGUGAUGCCGCGGUUGCGCCUGCUGCAUCUUAUGGAUGUGGAAUUGGGCAGCGAUGUCUUAGAUGAACUAAAGUCAAUGAACGUAUGGGUUAAUAAAUAA